This is a messenger RNA of Myodes glareolus (Bank vole), 2934 nucleotides long. RefSeq names its product NEDD4 binding protein 2 like 1 (gene N4bp2l1). The record is from RefSeq and is a predicted model, not a curated record. NCBI's taxonomy places the organism in Eukaryota, Metazoa, Chordata, Mammalia, Rodentia, Cricetidae.
AAAAAAAAAAAGAAAGAAAGAAAGAAAGAAAGAAAGAAAUAUAGUCCUACAUUUUCUCAAAAGUCUCUCAAGGACAGUCAGGUUGCUGUUAAAAUCAAAAUAUUCACUGGACUGCCCAUGAGCCACCACUCACGGUAAACAAAUGCAUUUACUUUGUCAGCAUUUCCAACUCUGCUGUCACGCCUUCUGGAGAACUCAGGUAGAGAUGCUUGCAGGCUGUUUCUGGAAUGUGUAUUUACCGACAUUUCAAAGUGAAAGCUCUUAUCCUUUCCCCUUUCUCGCAUCCACCACAACCCCUAAAAAGCCCCAUAUUCCCACAUGCCCGGGCGCAUGGCCCCUGUCCGUCAUCAGUCAGGGUGGGGUAAGUUAUGACAAACAGCGUAAUAGUGCGGCUCACAUUUGUUAAGUAUUUCCCCUUUACGAAGGGCUCUCCCUUCAGCCUUUGGGACUGUUCUCUAUUUUAGGAUUGAGAAAACAAGUUUAGGCAGACAAGUUCAUGGCGGCUGGAAUGGAAGCAUGAGGGUGGGACACUGCUCUACUGCUCCAUAUUCUUGCUGGAUUAAGAUAAUCCCAGCACUUGGGAGGCAGAAGUUGGAGGAUCUGUGAGUUCAAGGUCAGCCUGGUCUACAGAGUGGUUCCAGGACAGUCAGAGCUGUUACACAGAGAAACCUUGUCUUGAAAAACAAAACGAAACAAAAAGGGGGGAAGGAGGCAAUAAGCUCUCUGUCUACCAAGAGCAGAACUUAAAAAACCCCCCACGCCUCUGCCUGCUUUUCCAUCACUCUCCACCCAGCUGCAGGAGUGGUUGCCAGGCCCUAGCAGAGUCUACUGUGCUGCAGGCAUGCAUUGCCAGAUAACCGGCUUCUGCAUUUUUUUUCCUUUCAAAGGAAACACAGUAGUUUGGCACCAGCCCUGCCACUUCUGAUUUAAUAGUACCUGCCCCCAAAUGCGAUGCCAUCCCAAGUCAAAACCUCCUUGAAAUUCUUUCCCGCAGAAUUUACCCCGCUUUCUGUGUCACGUGAAGGCACUCUCUGUGAUGUUAUUGUUUCCUAUGACAUUUUCCCAUUUAGACCCCAGGGGUAGCGCUCAGAAGGCACAGGGACAUUAUUGGGUUCACCUCUCUCCUUCUCUUGUGCUUUUUCCAUUGGUUUAGGUAUUGUUAGAACUCAGAGGGUAGCUCACACACAUCUCCUUUAUCCACAUUUCAUACCUCAGCAAGAACUAGUUGCUCAGAUGGGUCCUUACAGAGAUCAGAGCUCCGAGGAAUGGGACCCAGGACAGAGAAAUGCAGCGUGACUUUCCCAGGGCCAUGAUUUUCAGCACCGACGAUUUUUUCUUCAGGGAAGAUGGUGCCUAUGAGUUCAACCCGGACUUCUUGGAGGAAGCUCAUGAGUGGAACCAGAAGCGAGCAAGGAAAGCAAUGCAGAAUGGCAUAUCCCCCAUUAUUAUUGAUAACACCAACCUGCACGCCUGGGAAAUGAAGCCCUAUGCAGUCAUGGCACUUGAGAAUAACUAUGAAGUUAUAUUCCGAGAACCCGACACUCGCUGGAAAUUCAACGUUCAAGAGUUAGCAAGAAGAAACAUCCAUGGAGUCCCAAGAGAAAAAAUCCACCGAAUGAAAGAACGGUAUGAACACGAUGUUACCUUUCACAGUGUCCUUCAUGCAGAAAAGCCAAGCAGAGCGAACAGAAACCAGGACAGGAACAGCGCGCCUUCCAGUGGCUCUGGGUACUGGAGCACCUACACAGAGCUCCCCAACCGAAGGGCUCAUGGCGGCUUCUCCAAUGAGAGCUUCAGAAGGGGUGGUUGUCACCAUGGAUAUUAGCUGUCUGUGCACAGCCACUGCAGAAUUUUCCUAAAGAAGUUUUUACUUCAAUUUUUGGUAUUUAUUCUUUGUUCAGUUUUAGCCAGAGCUCUAAUUCCAAUGUAAAUAGCCAAGCCCAGAAAUUUCUGAACAGAGGUCAUUAUAUUCAUUAUCUCCAACAAGCGAUGUCAGAAUGGCCCAUAUGGCUUGAUGAUGGGGAUUCUGCUGAGGGCUCAAAGGUCUUUCUCUAGAGAAAGAGCUAAUUUGAAACUGAAAUCCAAGAUUAUCAAUUAGUUGCAGUGUCAUAAACAAAGUGUUCCUAGCACAUCUCUGGGCUACAGUACCACUGCCUUUGCCAGAUCCAUCUUCUCCAUAAAGCUGGAGCGUGAGGGGGGGCGGACGCAGAGGCGGGAAGCAGUAGGAAGUGCCCUUGCUACUCUGACCGUCUGCAUCCAGAGACCAGAACCAUCACUCUAAUGGCACUGAUUUUCUUUUAGACUUAAUGCACAGAAGGGGAUGUUGUCCUUCAGGGUACCAUUAGGGGACUUUUCCCCUUAUUUUAAAGAUGUGUCACUGUUAAACACGCCUAUGAAUUCUCAGUACUAGGCCCCUAAGGAGAAUGAGUACCAUUACAGUCAGACCCUGCUGCGCUCAGCAGCGUCAGCGGAACCAACCCCCCUCCCUCCUCCAGCUUGUAGUCCAACAAUGUAAAUAACCUGCUUUUGCAAAACAUCAGUUUUAAAGAGUCAUCAAGUGAUUCCUGAAAUGAUGCCUCUAACAUGUGAUUAGUUAGCCACCCGGAUGUUUGGGUUGGGAGUGCAAAGCAAUGAAGCAGCCAGAGUUUAGGUCAUACAAGGAAAUGUGAAAGUCAUGCUCAUUGAGAUCAGCAGGGUAUGUAUGUCAUGUGGAGUGCCCCUCAGAUCAGUUAUGAAUUUAUGAGUUCAAAUUAAAUCCCAGCAGGCUGGAAUCAGAUUCAUUUGGUACGAGAUUGUGAGAAGACCAUGUGGAAUGUAUGGUCUAUUUAUUUUUUGGCCAAUAGCUUCUUUCUAAUGUUUUGUGAGAUAUUAUUUUAAGUGUCUUAUAUAAUGGUGCUUUUAUGGUUAUUAAAAUUGUAUAUGGUAUUGCAUUUA